Somion occarium is the source of this 1662-nucleotide messenger RNA. The record is from the annotation of a GenBank genome assembly. NCBI's taxonomy places the organism in Eukaryota, Fungi, Basidiomycota, Agaricomycetes, Polyporales, Cerrenaceae.
GGCUAUAGCCAGCUAGUAUUUCGAACUCAUUAAUUGUUAUGUCUACCCAGCGCAGCGAACCAGAGUCCAAUAUUGACCCUCAAGCGCAUCCUGGCGUUUUCACUCGCAUCCGCAGGUCCCUCAGCACCAAAGGAUACUUCACCCCGAAAUCUCCUCGAAGCACCUCUCAACCCGGAACACCUACCAUCAACGAAUCUCCGAUUUCAGCUUCAGCUCCUGUAACGCCGGGAGGUGCGGAGACUCCGAAGGCGUACAACAUGACACCUUUCGAACGGUUUGCGAAUUCGUUGGGGAUGAGAAAGGACGGUAAGGCUCCGGAGUUGGAGUUCCCUCCUGCUCAUUGGGAGGUAGACGAUCAUGACAAAAAGGAGAGUCAUCCAGACGAAUGCACUAGGCUACCAGGGUCAGAUCCUACGUCGCCAGAUGCUCAACGAGACGACAAUGUUCAAACCCCUCCGGAACCUUUGACAAUUGCCCAACGUAUUCAGACCAUGAUCUCGUCACUUCCUCCCCUUUUUGGCACUUCCCUUCAUACUCCACCCGCAUCUACAUCUGCUUCUACUUCUACUUCUACUACAACAGCACCUCCUGUAACCUCCACAUCAACGGACACGACUCAGAAUAACGAACAGCCUGUUCCGCCGGCUAUGGUAUCAGACCCUCAGCUAGUUGCCUUGCUUUCGUCACCUACCAUUAUGAACGGCUCUGCUGACAAGACCCGACCAAGUGUAUGGUCGAUCUUAGACCAGUUGAGAGCGAGAUUACCGGGGCACAUAGCAGAUGACCAUUCCCAGCCAUCUGAAGGACACAAGGAAUCGGCCGCAGAGGGAGCUCAACCUGAAAUCGUGGACGAAGACAAUUCGAGUGUGAUGCUCUAUGCUCCACUCAUUCCUGAUGAUUCGUCUGAAGUUGAACUUGCGAAGUCAGAAAUCCUGAGAGAGCCUGAAGAAAGCCGGGGUCCAGGACCUUCAACUGAAGGAGGACCAUCCCGAUUACAUUUCGAGCACCCAUCUGCGAAACGCGUUUGGGUACCCUCGAGCACCAAACUCUCUAUCCAGGUCAAUUGGUGGGGCUAUCGUCUAUACCUUCCCCCACCCGUUCUAGCCGUUCUCGACGAUAAGAAAAUCGAAGGUACAAAACGAGCUGCUAUGAUCACGACGGCACUCAAAUGGGCUCUCGAUCACGUUCCCAUCCUAAUGGUCCCACUUCAAAUGCGUCCCGCACUGAAAAUGUUGAAGUUGCUCAUACCUUACCUGGCAUAUAUUGGUGUGUUCGUUGCCUGGAGUUGGGCUACGAUCAAGAUGCUCGACAAAGGAAAUGGGGUCGUGUUGACUGCUACUUGGCUUUUGUCUGUGGCACUUAUCCCGAGCACCUGGGAAGAUAAUGAGUUCCCGGAAGUUAUUGCACAACGUAAAGCGGCUGAGGCUCAAGCUCCCGCUCCUUCGACUUCUGCCGGUCCCAAUCCGGCGCCUUAACAACCCUCUGUGUAUCUUUCACAUUUCCACAUACUACCGCUGUCUUGUUCUCUUUUCACCCAUGGACUUUCCUGGAUUAUGUAUGAAUAUCUUGUAUUGCCGAAUAUCACGAUCGUGGAUCUCGUUGUAUUCUUACAUUUUGUAUAUCUAGAUUCUAGUUCGAAUUCUACGAUACCUAUGUCCGUCU